UGGUCGGUAGCUAGUAUUCACUUCUGAAUUUAAAACAAAAACAAAGAAGUUUGAACAAAUAAUAAAAUGAAUUAGCUGUAUCUACAAUUUACAAACUAUGUACGAGGAAUCCAUUGAUGCCUUCCGCUUUGAAAAUAAGAACAAUAAAAAAGAAAACUCAAGGGGGAACUUUAUAUCAAAUUUUCUAAAAAACAAUAUAAAAAGCAACCAGUUAGAGAUAGACACAGAUGAAAACACGUUUAGGACUAUAGCCAAAUUGAAAGAACCCCGUGAUCUUUUUGCACUACCCAAGGAACUUGACUGUCCACAACAAGCACCGCGAUGGCCUUCAGAGUGUCAGGUUGUCGAAGAAAGAAUUCAUCACAUAACAUGGAGUCCAGCUACACCGGAACCGUACUAUUCGCCAUCAGGCAAAGAACUGAACCCUCAACCGGUUGGCGAGGAAGCGGGGACAGUAACAUUUCAGUAUUACCCCAUGAGUGCCGUAAAUUAUUUCAGUAGGUCGACUGUAGGAGGAUCACGACUGUAUCUAUCAGCUUGUGCAAGUGCUGGCGGAGACGACGAAUUAAAGUUCGAAUCACGGUUCGAAAGUGGAAACCUAGCGAAGGCGAUAAGAAUUACCAAUGCAUAUUAUGAACUUCAUCUCCGCACAGACCUUUACACAAAUAGACACAUGCAAUGGUUCUACUUUAGAGUUACAAAUACAAAAAAGCAAACAAUGUACAGAUUUUCCAUUGUAAAUCUGUCAAAGGCAGAAAGUUUAUACAACGAGGGCAUGCGACCUUUACUAUAUUCGACCAAGGACGCUCAACUGCAUUCUAUUGGUUGGAGAAGAUGCGGCGAUAACAUCGCUUAUUUUAAAAAUGAUCCACAAAACGAAGAAGAGGAACAAUUCCCGAGCUACACGCUCACUUUUAAUUUAGAGUUCCCUCAUACUGAUGACGCUGUCUAUAUAGCACACUGCUAUCCCUACACAUAUUCAGAUUUACAAGAAUAUCUAUCAAGACUGCAGUCUCAUCCAGUGAAAUCAACUUUUACAAAACUAAGACUUCUUUGUAGGACAUUGGCUGGAAAUAAUGUAUAUUACCUUACAAUAACCUCACCUCCGAAUUCAAAUGAAAUCGAACAAAAGAAAAAAAAGGCUGUUGUUAUCACAGCAAGGGUACAUCCAGGAGAAACUCCUUCAUCUUGGAUGAUGAAAGGCUUUAUGGAUUAUUUAACUGGAGACUCGAAUCAAGCUCGAGAGUUGCGAGAGAAAUUUAUUUUCAAAUUAGUACCUAUGUUAAAUCCGGAUGGAGUUAUUGUUGGAAACAACCGCUGUUCAUUAACCGGAAAGGACCUAAAUAGACAAUAUAGAACAGUAAUAAGGGAAACAUAUCCACCGGUAUGGCAUACGAAAGUAAUGAUACGAAGAUUACAGGAGGAAUGUGGUGUUGCGAUGUAUGUGGACCUCCAUGCACACUCCAGAAAACACAAUAUUUUCAUUUAUGGAUGUGAAAGUAGAAAAAAUACUGACAAACGAUUGCAAGAACAAGUAUUUCCAUUAAUGUUGCACAAGAAUGCUGCAGAUAAGUUUUCUUUUGAGAAUUGUAAGUUCAGAAUACAACGAAGUAAGGAAGGCACUGGCAGAGUCGUUAUUUGGAUGUUGGGUGUAGCAAAUAGUUACACGAUGGAAGCAUCAUUUGGAGGCUCCGAAUUAGGAAGCAGAAUGUCUACGCAUUUUUCCGUACAAGACUAUGAGAGCCUUGGUAGAAUGUUUUGUGAAACCUUGCUCGAUUUUUAUGAUGAAGAUCCUAGUAAAGAACGCUUACGAAAUAAGAUCGUUACAAGACUUUUAAAGGAAGGAUCCAACGCCGACGAACCCACAAAUAUAGAUCUGUCUGAUUAUUCCAGUGAUGAAGGAGACACAUCAAGCAGCAGUACGGACAGAGGAGUAAUGAGAGAAAAAGUUAAUUCUACGCAGACCGCACCUCCGCCUUCUCCAAUAAUUUUUCCCGAUAUCAAUGUCAAUACUGAGGAGAAACAUAAAAAGCUGCGUCCUAAAUUGGAAAAGUCAAAAAGGAUUGAAAAAAAAAAGACUAAAAGAGAAACUUUACAGGUCUCUAGAGCUACUAUUGAUUUGACUUCAGAUGCAAUAACAGAUGGUUCAUCAGAUGUUGAAUCAUGCGAUGAACACCAUAGCCCAGUUAGGGGAGUGAAGAAAUUUGUCCAAAUUACAAAACCAAAACCAAGAAGAAAAAAGAAAAUGCCACCAGAACUGAAAAUAAUACCUGCGCCGACUAGUGAUUCCCCUUAUCACUCUGAUCAAGAACGAAAACUAUCAAAAUGUCAAAGACCUAGAAGUGUAUCAAUGUUCAAUGAAUCAAUGGAAAAACCAAAGCUUCAACCAGCAUCUUGGCAUCAAUUUAGGUGUUUACCACCAGCAAAAUGCCUUUCUGACAUAAGAAACCGAAACAGCCAGUCAUCGGCACUUCAUGUUAAGUUGAAUACGCUAAAGAGAAAUAUUUGGAGUGGUGUGCAAGCGGAAGAAAAGGGCCCUUUAUCGUGGGGUAUAUCUAGUUUUGCUAUGAAUUCAUACUUCACUGAUAGUGAAGCUUUAUUGAGGAAUGCUUUCGUAAACAGAUCCUGCUCAAAAAAACUUGAAGAGCUUGAAGGCGAACAAAAGAAAAACAAGGAGGAAAAAAAGAAAAAGAAACCAAAAACUAAAAAGUUAUUAUUGAAAGUGCCAAAUUCUGUUAGUGAUACUUUAGAAACAAUUGACAACAAACAUAAAAAAAAGUGGAAAAAGAAAGCUAAAUUGAAACACUCAAAAUCAGAAACAUCAAACUAUAUUAACAAUACAAGUUUCACUGAAAUACCUCGGAACACACAAUCAUUACUGAAAAAUCAGAAUGGAUGUAAGCAAGCAAAAAUGGCAUUUCGUAAAGGAGCAAUCAUUACAACAGCUGUACAAACAAAAAAGGUUAUUCCUAAGGGAAACACCUUAUUGGUUUCCGAUAACACAGAUAGUGAUGACUCAGUCCAGUCUAUACCGAAGACAGUGAAGAAAUUAAAGUGUAAAACUAAAUUUUCUAAAAAUGUAUCUGAUAUUAAAUCCAAUAAAAACUAUUAAACAAUAUAUUUUAUAUUCAAUUUGUAUAAAUUUUAAUGAAUUAAAGUUAUCUUAGUUUUAAUAAAUUUAAAAAAAAAGGACGCCCUUGUGAUAAGACUUUAUGGUGAUUUCAGUGAUACUAUUUAAUUCAAACACAUAUUGAAGGUCACUUUGAGGAUUCUUUGCUUACUUAAUGAAUUAAA
Bombyx mandarina (wild silkworm) is the source of this 3294-nucleotide messenger RNA. RefSeq names its product Nna1 carboxypeptidase (gene Nna1). Gene Ontology annotation, molecular function: metallocarboxypeptidase activity; zinc ion binding. NCBI's taxonomy places the organism in Eukaryota, Metazoa, Arthropoda, Insecta, Lepidoptera, Bombycidae. The record is from RefSeq and is a predicted model, not a curated record. Gene Ontology annotation, biological process: proteolysis.